Molecule: messenger RNA, 2187 nt
Organism: Cyclopterus lumpus (lumpfish)
Lineage: Eukaryota; Metazoa; Chordata; Actinopteri; Perciformes; Cyclopteridae
Gene: slc6a1a
Product: solute carrier family 6 member 1a
Exons: 14
Coding region: 1-2187 (728 amino acids)
Biological process (GO): sodium ion transmembrane transport; neurotransmitter transport
Cellular component (GO): plasma membrane; cell surface; axon
Molecular function (GO): gamma-aminobutyric acid:sodium:chloride symporter activity
Source: RefSeq, a predicted model, not a curated record
AUGGCGACGAACGGCACCAAGACGGAGGGACAGGUCACGGAAAUGAACGACGUGGUGGCCACGAACAACGACAGGCCCGAGUCCCUGGAGGUGCAGGCCGCCGCCGGCGGGCAGCAGGCACCAGGACUGCCCGAAAGAGAAACGUGGGGAGGGAGGUUUGAUUUCCUCCUGUCGUGUGUGGGUUACGCAAUUGGACUGGGCAACGUGUGGAGAUUCCCUUAUCUCUGUGGAAAGAACGGUGGAGGAGCCUUCUUGAUCCCCUAUUUUUUGACUCUCAUAUUUGCUGGGAUGCCCUUGUUCCUACUGGAGACCUCCCUUGGUCAAUACACCUCCAUUGGAGGGCUUGGUGUGUGGAAACUGGCUCCUAUGUUUAAAGGUGUGGGCCUCGCCGCAGCGGUCCUGUCCUUCUGGCUUAACAUUUACUACAUUGUAAUCAUUUCUUGGGCCAUUUACUACCUGUACAACUCCUUCACCACUGAACUUCCGUGGAGCUCGUGUAACAACGUGUGGAACACAGAGAAAUGUUACACGAACCACUCCAUCGCAGACACCACCAACCUCACCAGUUCAGUGGUGGAGUUCUGGGAGCGCAACAUGCACGAAAUGACCGAUGGCUUGGAAAAACCGGGCACGAUUCGACUGCCACUGGCAAUAACACUGGCCGUCGCCUGGGUCCUGGUGUACUUCUGUAUCUGGAAAGGGGUUGGCUGGACGGGGAAGGUCGUUUACUUCUCAGCCACGUAUCCCUACUUCAUGCUGUUUAUUCUCUUCAUCCGCGGGGUGACUCUACCUGGAGCGAUAGAUGGAAUUCUGUUCUACAUCACCCCUGACUUUCAGAAACUCAAAGAAUCGGAGGUAUGGCUGGAUGCAGCUACCCAGAUCUUUUUUUCCUACGGAUUGGGAUUGGGGUCACUUAUAGCUCUGGGCAGCUAUAACCCUUUCAAUAACAACGUGUACAAAGACUCCAUUAUCGUGUGCUGCAUCAACUCGUGCACCAGCAUGUUUGCCGGCUUUGUAAUCUUCUCCAUCGUCGGCUUCAUGUCACACGUGACGAAGAGACCCAUCGCCGACGUGGCAGCUUCAGGUCCUGGCUUAGCUUUCCUGGCCUACCCGGAGGCUGUAACCCAGUUGCCCGUGUCUCCUCUCUGGGCCAUUCUGUUCUUCUCCAUGCUGCUCAUGCUGGGGAUAGACAGCCAGUUCUGCACCGUCGAAGGCUUCAUCACCGCGCUGGUGGACGAGUUUCCCAAAGUUCUCAGGGGCAGACGAGAGAUCUUCAUCGCGGUCGUCUGUCUGGUGUCGUAUGUGAUCGGACUUUCAAACAUCACGCAGGGUGGAAUCUAUGUGUUCAAGCUGUUUGACUACUACUCUGCCAGUGGCAUGUGUCUGCUGUUCUUGGUCUUCUUCGAAUGCAUCUCCAUAUCCUGGUUCUACGGUGUGGACAAGUUCUACGACAACAUCCAGGAGAUGAUUGGCUACAGGCCCUGUAUAUGGUGGAAGAUGUGCUGGGUCGUGUUCACCCCGCUCAUCGUCGGCGGGGUGUUCUUGUUCAGCGCCAUACAAAUGGUGCCUCUCAAAAUGGGAGACUAUGUGUUCCCGGCCUGGGGUCAGGGAGUGGGCUGGCUCAUGGCGAUGUCCUCCAUGAUUCUCAUACCGGGAUACAUGAUCUACAUGUAUCUGGGACUCAAGGGCACGUACAAAGAGCGACUUCGGAUCAUGCUUAGGCCUCCGGCGGUCGUCAGGCGACCUCUGGAGAACGGACCCGAGCAGCAGGCGGAGACCAACGCGGCGAAACUAUCCAGCCCCGCAGAUACCGCUAGCCCCGCCAACCCGGCGCCCGCCAACCCCGCCAGCCCGGCUCCUGUCAUCGCCAUCAGCCCCGUGACCCCCGCUAACCAAGCUCCUCCGCCAGCUAAUCCAGUCGCCGCCACUGCUACCGCCGCCGUUAGCGCCGUUAGCGCCGUUAGCGCUGUUAGCGCCGUUAGCCCAGUGAUCCAGGCAACUAGUCCUACCACCAACAUCACCGUCACCACCACCACCACCACCACGGCCAGUCCGGCUAACCCCGCCGCUACAACUGUUAGCCCGACCAGCCCACCACCCAACCCAGUGAGCCCAACGGCGCCCGUGAACCCCCCGAACCCAACCAGCCCGACCUCUAACCUGACCAAUGCCGAGGCCAACGUGUAG